UAAAUAAAUCAAUGAGUAGUUUCAGACAGCAUAGCUUCAAAUUGGUUCCUGGAGAACAUGCUACUGAGCUGCUUAAUGCUCAAGCCCACAUAUGGAACCAUAUUUUCAACUUCAUAAACUCCAUGUCCCUGAAAUGUGCCAUCCAGCUUGGUAUACCUGAUAUCAUCCACAACCACGCCAAGCCCAUGACUCUUUCUGAGCUCCUCGUAGCACUCCCUAUCCACCCAACAAAAGCUCGUAAUAUUCCUCGUCUCAUGCGCAUUCUCAUCCACUCUGGCUUCUUUGUUGCAGAAGAAAUGAUUGGAAAUGACGAAGAAGAAAGAUAUGCACUCACGGAUGCGUCUAGGCUCCUUCUUAAGGAGAAUCCCUUGUGUGUAACUCCUUUCUUACUUGCCAUGCUUGAUCCUGUUUUUACUAAGCCCUGGCAUUUUCUGACCGCAUGGUUCCAAAAUGAAGACCUUACACAGUUUGAUAUGGCACAUGGAAAGAUGUUUUGGGAUUAUGGGGGCCAUGAGCCAAAGCUUAACAAUUUUUUCAAUGAUGCCAUGUCUAGUGAUGCUCGCUGGUGA
This is a messenger RNA of Juglans regia (Persian walnut), 569 nucleotides long. RefSeq names its product probable O-methyltransferase 3. Gene Ontology annotation, molecular function: O-methyltransferase activity; protein dimerization activity; S-adenosylmethionine-dependent methyltransferase activity. The record is from RefSeq and is a predicted model, not a curated record. Gene Ontology annotation, biological process: methylation. The transcript has a single exon. NCBI's taxonomy places the organism in Eukaryota, Viridiplantae, Streptophyta, Magnoliopsida, Fagales, Juglandaceae. Bases 12 to 569 code for a protein of 185 amino acids.